This is a messenger RNA of Nicotiana tabacum (common tobacco), 1159 nucleotides long. Lineage: Eukaryota; Viridiplantae; Streptophyta; Magnoliopsida; Solanales; Solanaceae. The record is from RefSeq and is a predicted model, not a curated record.
AUGCCUGAAGUAGUGAAGAUCAUGGAAUGCAAGAAUGAAUAUGGACAAACAGUCAUACCUGUCUUUUAUGAUGUGGAUCCAUCACAACACGAAAUACUUCAUCUUGACUUUCUUAUCUAUAUCAACAAUCUUUCUUACAUUCGUAGGACUGAAUCAAAGAGUAUUCAGCAGAUUGUUGACCAAAUUUCUACCAAAUUAUGCAAGACUUUAUCUUCUUUGCAAGAUUUUGUUGGUAUAAAUACUCAUUUAGAGAGACUAAGAUCUCUACUUAAGACAAAGACCAGUGAUUCUCGGAUUGUGGGGAUUUGGGGUAUGGACGGAGUAGGUAAGACGACAAUAGCAAGAACCAUUUUAGAUACUCUCUCCUAUCAGUUUAAAGCUGCUUGUUUCCUUGCGAAUGUUAAAGAAAAUGAAAAAAGACAUCAACUGCAUUUUUUGCAAAAUAUCCUUCUAUCUGAAUUAUUAAAACACAAAGCUCAUUAUGUCAAUAAUAAGGAUGAUGGGACGUGCAUGAUUAUGAGCAGACUUCGGUUUAAGAAGGUUCUAAUUGUGCUUGAUGAUAUAUAUCACAACGACCAUUUGGAUUAUUUAGCAGGUGAUCUUAGUUGGUUUGGUAAUGGUAGCAGAGUUGUUGUAACAACAAGAGAUAGUCAUUUGAUAGGGAAGCAUGAUGCAUUGUAUGAAGUGACUAUAGUAACUGAUCAUGAAGCUAUUCAAUUGUUCAAUCACCAUGCUUUCAAAAAUGAAGUUCCAAAUGAACGUUUUGAGAAGCUCUCUUGGGAGGUAGUAAAUCAUGCUAAAGGCUUUCCUUUAGCCUUGAAAGUGUGGGGUUCUUUCUUGCAUAAGAGAGGUAUUACUGAGUGGAUAAGUUCUAUAGUGAAAAUGAAGAAUAAAUCUAAUAUGGAUAUUGUUGAAAAACUCAAAAUUAGUUAUGAUGGUUUGGAGCCGAUAAAACAAGAGAUGUUCCUAGAUAUAGCAUAUGUUUCUUCCGAGGGAAUGAAAGAGAUGACGUCAUGCAAAUCCUUGAGAGUCGUAAUUUUAAAGCUAAUAUCACAUUGAGUGUCUGUUACGCCUCACAUUAUUACAUCGAUGUUACGCUUUGUAGUAAUUUAUUACGAUGAUGUUACGCUCUGCAGUAAUUUAUUACGACGAUGUUACG